AAAAUAAAAAUUCGUUGUAGGAGAGAAUUCGUUUCAGUCUUAUAACAGUUUUCAACGCGUUAACAUCGCUAAGAGUUUUUGUGAUUAUACCUUUUAUUUAUUGUUACUGUUACAUCUCAAAUAAAACAAAAUGAGUUCUGCCGAAUACUAUCCAUUCAAGUGCACACCCACUGUCUACCCUGCCGAUCCCUUUGAUCCUGUCGAAGAUGCUGCCAUUUUGCGCAAAGCCAUGAAAGGCUUUGGCACCGAUGAAAAGGCCAUCAUUGAAGUUUUGGCUCGUCGCGGCAUUGUUCAACGUUUGGAGAUAGCCGAAGCUUUCAAGACCUCCUAUGGCAAAGAUUUAAUUUCCGAUUUAAAAUCAGAAUUGGGUGGCAAAUUUGAAGAUGUUAUUAUUGCCCUAAUGACACCCCUGCCACAAUUCUAUGCCAAUGAAUUGCAUGAUGCUGUUGCCGGUUUGGGCACAGAUGAGGAGGCCAUCAUUGAAAUUUUGUGCACCUUGUCAAAUUAUGGCAUUAAAACCAUUGCACAAUUCUACGAACAGAGUUUCAACAAAUCACUAGAAUCAGACUUGAAGGGUGAUACCUCGGGUCAUUUCAAGCGUUUGUGUGUUUCCUUGGUGCAAGGCAAUCGUGAUGAGAAUCAGGGUGUCGAUGAGGCUGCUGCCGUUGCUGAUGCCAAUGCUCUACUUGAAGCCGGUGAAGGCCAAUGGGGCACUGAUGAAUCUGUAUUCAAUUCUAUUUUAGUUACCCGCUCUUACCAACAAUUACGCCAAAUUUUCUUGGAAUAUGAGAAUCUUGCUGGUCAUGAUAUUGAAAAGGCCAUUAAACGUGAAUUCAGCGGUGCUGUUGAAAAAGGCUUUUUGGCCAUUGUACGUUGUUGCAAAUCCAAAGUCGAUUACUUUGCCGAACGCCUAUAUGAUUCCAUGCAUGGCUUGGGCACCAAAGACAAAACUUUGAUCCGUAUUAUUGUCAGCCGCUCUGAAAUUGAUUUGGGCGAUAUCAAAGAAGCAUUCCAAAAUAAAUAUGGCAAGAGUUUGGAAUCAUGGAUUAAGGAGGAUUUGGAAACUGACAUCGGUUAUAUGUUAGAAACUAUGGUGGCUUGGUAAAGAAAACAUAAACAAAUGAGAAAAUACUCAGAAAUAUAGAACAAAAUUUAUUUGUACUUCAUUUACAAAACUUAUCUCUCCCACUACCCCUCUGACAAGCGGAAAAGCCAAAUGUUCUAACUAAAAGAAAUUCCAAAAUGUAUUGUAUUAAUGCAAUAGUAGUAUACCAAAUUGAGAUUUUAAACUUUUUAAAAACCAAAUUAUUUAUUAGUGUAUAUAUAUAUAUUUUAUUUAUUUUCUUUUGCCCUUUUUGUCUGUAUGUCAUUAUAUAAACUUGCUUUGCUAAGAAAGUAAUACAAGGUGCUGUAUU
Molecule: messenger RNA, 1415 nt
Organism: Stomoxys calcitrans (stable fly)
Lineage: Eukaryota; Metazoa; Arthropoda; Insecta; Diptera; Muscidae
Product: annexin B9
Exons: 6
Coding region: 131-1105 (324 amino acids)
Cellular component (GO): cytoplasm
Molecular function (GO): calcium-dependent phospholipid binding; calcium ion binding
Source: RefSeq, a predicted model, not a curated record